Molecule: messenger RNA, 945 nt
Organism: Paramecium sonneborni
Lineage: Eukaryota; Ciliophora; Oligohymenophorea; Peniculida; Parameciidae
Source: the annotation of a GenBank genome assembly
AUGUCCGAUUUCUUAUUUAUUAGCGAAAGACUCUUACCUACUGUUAAGAAGGUGAAAUUAGACCUUUUUAACUCAUUUGAAGAUGAAACAAUGUCAGCUAUGAUAAAAAAAUAAGAGGAAUCUUUUAUACCUUUCCUAAGUUUAAGAUAAAAAUAUGGAGUACAUUAAAAAGGUGGAUUUUAUCCACUUCCAAAAAAAUAUGCAUCUCUUUUAGAUUUAUUCAAUAAAAUAGAGAUGAAUUACUUAAGAAAUAAAUGCUAAAUAUAAUUUACUGUUUAGAACAAUUUCUCAGAUAUCAUCUAAGUCCUUUAGCUAUUAACUUUAGAUCCUAGUUUAUAUAAAAUUAAAGGAAUUUAAGAUGGAAUUGUAAUUUAACAUCCAUUCUAAAAUAAUCAUAACAAUAAUGAUAAAAAUAAUGUAAAAUAUUCUUUGGAAAUUAAUCAAUUUUAAGAAUUAAUAGAGAAAAGAAUAAAAAAAUUAAGAGAAAAAUUAGAUCAAUAAGUUUAAAUGAAACAUAAAGAACAUUUAGCCAUAAUUAAUUGUGAGGAUUUCGAACAGUUUGGAUCUUAAUUCAAAUUAUAUCAUAAUGAUUUUGAUUUGAAUGAUGUCCCAGAUAUAAGACCCAUUAAAUUAAAAAAAUCAAUUUUUUCAAAAGAAUUAGUAUAAUUUCAUCUUGAUAUACUAAAUUUUAUGGCUGAUUACUAUGAUAAAAGAGGGGUUAGUUUCAUGUUUUAUGAUAAUAUUGUAACAAUCCUCAGUGUUCAUUUUAAUAAAGUAAAAAGUGAAAUAGAGAAAGCUUUAAAAAAUCUUAUGAAUUUGUUGACAGAUAAAAUGUAAAUUAUUAUGGAUCACAUAAAUAAACAAAGAUGGAUGGUGUAAUUAGAUAGAACAUCUUUGCCAUUUAUAAAUAAACAAUGUAUAUUGAAUUUAUUUUUUUGUUAUUGA